AUGAAGGACGAGUCCGAUGGAAAAUCGACGAAAAAUGAAAAACUACGAGAAUCAUUUGAAGAAGACUACGGUUAUCCACUGUACCCAGAGCGAAAAAAUCCAGAACUUUAUAAAGAGUAUUCCAUGUUAAAUAGAAGAUCCGUAUCUGUAAUAGAAAAGAAGAUAGUGAAAUGUUUUACACACUGCCCAGAACUGCGGAUAUUAAGAGAAGCUCUGAGGGAGCAUGGAUGUGCCUUUAACUUGAGAAGAAACAUAUCUGUGGAGAAAUGUGAGAAAAAAGUCAGCGGUGGAUAUGACCCAAACACAAACCAAAUUGUACUUUGUCACACUAACAUCCCUCCCUCUGCCACUUGUAAACUGUUGUUCCAUGAAAUGACACACGCCUUUGAUGAUUGUCGAGCUAAAGUUGACUUCACCAACAUUGAACACCUAGCCUGUACAGAGAUUCGUGCUGCAGCUUUUGCAGACUGUGGAAUCAUAAGUAGCCUCCUGAACAAUACAGGUUUUGACAUCAGGAACAAACACAAGGAGUGUGUGAGGAAGCAUGCAUUACAGUCCAUCAUGACAACACGGAAUAUCACAGAAGAGAAGGGGAGACAAGUGAUAGACAGAGUGUUUGACAAAUGUUAUAAUGACGUCACACCAUUCGAUUCUCAUAAACUCUCUGAUGCAGGCUCCUAUGACAAAUAUCUCAGGAUGAAAAACCAAGAGGACAAUAGAUUACCUAAAUUUAGAUUCUUCUAAUAAAUUAAUUGAAAUGGUCAA
Saccostrea cuccullata (small rock oyster) is the source of this 765-nucleotide messenger RNA. RefSeq names its product mitochondrial inner membrane protease ATP23 homolog. NCBI's taxonomy places the organism in Eukaryota, Metazoa, Mollusca, Bivalvia, Ostreida, Ostreidae. The record is from RefSeq and is a predicted model, not a curated record. Bases 1 to 744 code for a protein of 247 amino acids. The transcript is spliced from 6 exons. Gene Ontology annotation, molecular function: metalloendopeptidase activity. Gene Ontology annotation, biological process: mitochondrial protein processing; mitochondrial proton-transporting ATP synthase complex assembly.